AUGGUCAAUGCUGAGGCGUCGCAUUUGUGGAAUAUUUUCGCUGUGACCCUUCAGCACCACAUUCAAAACAACCCAACAGCCCAAUCUAACCGCGACAUGACGCUUGUUUUCAAAACUUUUCUAGAAUGCAGGUGUGGCGGGAAACCGCCGCCUAACCAUCCAAAGAGACAAAGCAAGCACACACGAACGCAGGCCUCAGGCCUCACGAGUCGAAUCCGCGUCGCGCUUGCGAAACAUCGCGCUGCUGCACAAGGACGUUCAAAGGACCCGGGUUUCGAGCAGGAUGAGUCGAAAGGAGGAUCUCGGGAAGCGGAGGGACUUCGGAAAUCUCAAGACGUCGAGACCCUGCUUCUGAGGAAGACAUGGAGCAUCAUGGAGCUCUUCAGGACAGAGGCAAGGCGGGCCUGCAGAAUGGAGAUGCCGGCGACGUGCGCCGAAAUCCGACCCGGCAAGCACAUGCGCACCAGACUCACCAGAGGGCUGGCCGGUGUCUCAUGA
Molecule: messenger RNA, 498 nt
Organism: Symbiodinium natans
Lineage: Eukaryota; Dinophyceae; Suessiales; Symbiodiniaceae
Source: the annotation of a GenBank genome assembly